This is a messenger RNA of Arabis nemorensis, 627 nucleotides long. The record is from the annotation of a GenBank genome assembly. NCBI's taxonomy places the organism in Eukaryota, Viridiplantae, Streptophyta, Magnoliopsida, Brassicales, Brassicaceae.
AUGGCUGCAAAAAACUCAGCUUGUCUCGUCCUCUUCUUUGCCCUCAACAUCCUCUUUUUCACCUUAACAGAUGCAACUAAUCGUGGCUGUCCCCCAAGUCCUAAGCACAAGAAGCCCGUCUCAACUCCUAAACCAAGGCCGGUCCCAGGUAGGGCCCCUAUUCGUCCUUCCGUCCCAAGUCCUUCGGUUCCAAUCCCUUCGGUCCCAAGUCCUUCGGUUCCAGUUCCUUCGAUACCAAGCCCUUCGGUCCCAGUUCCUUCGAUUCCAAGUCCUUCAGUCCCAAGCCCUUCGGUACCAAGCCCUUCGGUCCCAGUUCCUUCGGUACCAAUCCCUUCGGUUCCAAGCCCAAGUACCCCUGGUUCAUCCGGAAACUGUCCUAUAGAUGCCCUCAGGCUCGGUGUAUGUGCAAACGUCCUACGCGGCCUACUCAACAUACAGUUGGGUCAGCCAUCAGCUCAACCAUGUUGCUCGGUAAUCCAGGGUUUGGUUGACCUCGAGGCUGCAGUUUGUCUGUGCACUGCUCUUAGGGCUAACGUUCUCGGAAUCAACCUUAACGUUCCUAUAUCCCUCAGCCUUCUUCUCAACGUUUGUGACAAGAAUGUUCCGUCCCGUUUCCAGUGUGCUUGA